Messenger RNA from Dentiscutata heterogama, 271 nucleotides. The record is from the annotation of a GenBank genome assembly. NCBI's taxonomy places the organism in Eukaryota, Fungi, Glomeromycota, Glomeromycetes, Diversisporales, Gigasporaceae.
ACGAAUAUUCCAACUUUUCGACUAAGACGAUCAUCCGUUAGAAGAAGAUACAGUGAUUUUGAAUGGAUUUAUAAAGCUCUUAAAAAGAGGUCAUCCGGCGCGAAUAUUCCUCCUUUACCUGGAAAAGUAUUCUUUAAUCGUUUUUCAGAAAGAGUCAUUGAAGUUCGUAGAGAGGGAUUUGAAAGAUUUUUACAGACUGUUGCCGAACAUCCUCUUUUACAAACUGAAAGUCAAAUCAUAUCAACUUUUAUUCAAGAUUCUAAUUUCAAUC